Messenger RNA from Fusarium sp. VM40, 723 nucleotides. The record is from the annotation of a GenBank genome assembly. NCBI's taxonomy places the organism in Eukaryota, Fungi, Ascomycota, Sordariomycetes, Hypocreales, Nectriaceae.
AUGACAGACUCACCACCCACAGAGCCCCGAGCUCGCUCAAAAUCACCUGCUCCUCGAGAUAGAGACGACCGAAAAGGUCGCGACGACCCGCCUCGUGAGAACGCUGAGCGUCGCCAGCGCAGGGACCGCAGCUGGUCGCGUGACCGCAACAACAACCGCGACCGCAGAGAUUCGCCCCCGCGCAGACCCAGAGAUCGAUCGAGAUCACCAGCGCGAAGGCCCAGAGGAUCAGGCGGUUUUAAGUGGAAGGGAGAACGCCGAGAUAACGACAGAAACCGUGACUUUCGCAGACGUUCACCACAGCGACAUCGGGAUCGCGAUGAUGGCAGGGAUCGCAACUACCGUCGCGACGACCGCCGCGACGACCGUGGUGGUGGCCGUGGUGGUCGGGAUCGACAGAGAGAUGGAGAUAGAGAUCAAAGAAGAGAGAAGAAGGAGAAGAACGAGGACAAGCCAAAGGCCCCUGCUCCCCAAGGAGGAGGCGAGGAGAUGAUCAUCGUCAACGUCAACGACCGUCUGGGCACCAAAGCUGCAGUGCCUUGCUUAGAAUCGGAUACCGUGGGACAGUUGAAGAUGAUGGUUGCUGCGCGCAUCGGUCGUGAUCCGGGUCAGAUUAUUCUGAAGCGACAGAGCGAGAGACCGUUCAAGGACCAUAUUACACUAGGAGACUAUGGUAUCUCGAAUGGUGUACAAUUGGAUCUGGAGAUCGACACGCGUGAUUAG